Molecule: messenger RNA, 4675 nt
Organism: Hyalella azteca
Lineage: Eukaryota; Metazoa; Arthropoda; Malacostraca; Amphipoda; Hyalellidae
Product: T-box transcription factor TBX6
Exons: 4
Coding region: 329-1933 (534 amino acids)
Biological process (GO): regulation of transcription by RNA polymerase II; cell fate specification; positive regulation of DNA-templated transcription
Cellular component (GO): nucleus
Molecular function (GO): DNA-binding transcription factor activity, RNA polymerase II-specific; RNA polymerase II cis-regulatory region sequence-specific DNA binding
Source: RefSeq, a predicted model, not a curated record
UUGGUGCCAUUAAGAUGUGCGCUUCUAGGUGUGCAGCAUGAAUAUAUUCGCAACGCCCUUACCCUGAUAUUAUUUGUCGUGUAAAACUGGUGACAGUCCAGAAUUUUGACACUGUGAGUGAUCUUGGAGCUAUCUAGACUUCUAGAGAGAUUUCGUAAUUCUAGUGCUGUUGGAACCCGAUAGCCGAGCGGAACCGACUUACUGCGGCGCGUUUGUUAGAAGUUUUACCAGGACUUAUGAGAGUACUGCACAAGUGAACUUUUCCAAAGUCUAAAUUAUGUUUAGGUGAAUUCAGACUUGUUGACUAAACGUAUUUUAUUUGAUCUACAUGAUGUACGAAGAAGACAUCCUCUACUUCAAGAGUCGAGCCAUGGCAGGACAGGGGCUGAUGAACCCAUACUUCGGCUCAACGGCGAGCAGCCUGACCAGCAACUUGGUCGACCAGAUCGAACGAUACCGACUUGGCAUUACACAUUCACCAAUGGCGAUGCAACACACAAUCCCUGGGUUCCAUGGGGAUUUCAUCAAAGGACCUCACUUGCCCCCCGGUUUCCCCAUGAACACCAAGCCCGACCCCAGAAUUAAAGUGCGUCUAGAGAACGAAAAUCUCUGGAACCAAUUCGACAAGUUCUGCACUGAAAUGAUCAUCACAAAGCUGGGCAGGCGUAUGUUCCCCACCGUCAAGAUCUCGAUUACUGGCCUGGAACCAAGCACGAAAUAUUUCGUCUUGAUGGACAUAAUUCCAGCUGAUGAUUCAAGAUACAAAUUCCAGAGCAAAGAAUGGGUAGUGGCAGGAAAGGCAGAGCCUCACCUCCCAGGACGUCUCUACAUCCACCCCGACUCUCCUGCCUCGGGCGCACAGUGGAUGCGUCAUCCAGUUUCGUUCCAGAAGGUGAAGCUGACAAACAAUAACCUGGACCAGCAAGGUCACAUCGUACUCAAUUCCAUGCACAAAUUCCAGCCCAGGAUCCAUAUUGUAGCUGCAAACGACAUCCUUAGCCUGCACUGGGGCAUCUAUAACAGCUUCACAUUUAGCCAGACGCAGUUCUUGGCAGUAACUGCGUAUCAGAACGACCGUAUCACUCAACUCAAGAUCAACAAUAAUCCCUUCGCUAAAGGCUUCCGUGAGAACGGACAGCUUAGGUCCAAGAAGCGCGCUGGUGGUACCUCUCCUCCUGCCUGCGAAAUUACCAGUAGCUCACCCGAGAAGACGCCUUCCGAAGAAUGCUGCGUAGACAAGAGGAAACGACCAAACAGUGUGGGCAGCUCACAUGACAUUGAAGAGAUGGACGACCGCCCUGGAUCAUCGAUGUCCGUCGAGAAAGACCUCGUAGACCCCGACGAAAAAGUCGACAUCGAAGGCCCGGCGACACCGGCUUCAUUUCUCCGACCCGUGCGAUCGUCUCCAUCUCCAUUCCUACCUUCCACCCGUCCUCCAGUUAAGUCAGAAGGCAUUGAUCAGAGCGCAAUAGUGUCGUCGUUAGUGCCAUCCGUGACAUCACCGCUACCAUCAACGGACUCUUCGUUGAAACUUCUGACCCCUCCCGUUACCAGCUCCUCUGGAAGCACUGGAAACAUCCCCAUUUUGCCUCAUGAUCCAGGUUUACUCUCUUCACAUCAACACUGUUUGACGUCAUAUGGAGGUCCUGUGCCACCAAAUUCAGCACCAAUGCUUUAUCCUCAUAUAUAUUACGGCCACAUAGUGCAUCCUGCUGUGUAUUUGGGUCGGACCCACCCGUUGCCUCUUCCUCCCCUACCUUCCCCUCACUCAACAUCAUCAGUUUUAGACAAAGCAGCUCGAGAUAUGUACGGUUAUCCUUACUUAAGGCAUCACGCCCCCCAUCCUCCUUCAUUGCUGGCUGGACCACCAAGACCCAUCCCUAUGCACGGCUACAGCUACGCGCUUCAACAUCAGGUGCCCGCGAAUCUUUGAAGAAACCCGUUCUUCUUUAGUCCGGUAUAUCUGAGGUAUUGUACAAAUAAUUUAGACCCUUCCUCCUGAUGCACAGAGGUAUAUUUGAUUCGAGGCGUAGUCUGUUAAAAAAUAUCUGCUCAGUAAUCUAUUGCGAAUGCAUGCGUUUCCAUGUAACCAUUCAAACAAAGUUGUUUCCUUGUGUUUUACGUUUCAAAUGGUUUUGAUCAUGCAGAGGCUCGUCAGAAGCAAUAUCGCUUGCAAGAAACAGAAGGGAGAUAAAUUCAGUUUAUUACUUGUGCAUAAUAUGUUGCUUUAUCAUAUUUGAAUGUUUUUAGCGAUAAUGUAGACAUUGAUAAAUUCAUUAUAAACAGUUUUGGUAGGGCAUUUCUUCUUAAAUCUCCCAUUAUCUUAAAAUCAUUAUAUAAAUUCAUUAAAAAUUUUGUUUCUUCUUUGCUGGUGUAGAAGUAACUUUGCUAACAUAAUUAAAAAAUAAAUGUAUAACCGUUAUAAUACUACAUUUGAAUAGCUGCGUUAUUUAGCUCAACUUUCACAGGCCGACAUCAGCAUUAAAGCGAAGCUCAUGUACGGGGAGUUGCUCAUUUUGUGAACAAAAUCCGUGGUGCUAGCAAUUGUAAAAAUGACUAAUUCAAUGUAAAUAAGAAAGAAUAAGCGUCCCCGAUUGCUCCUUCUAUAGAAUAAAAUAUAUUUUGGAGUAAUUCUGUAAAUGCUGGAGCCGAAUGCAUCUAAACGCAAAUCACCAUGCGAGACAAUUGAGCUAAUAAAGUCUCUAUCGUAGUAGCGAUGCACAUUUACCAGACAGUACAUUGACUGUCCUGACACAUUUUGGUGACCUUACAGACAGGGCAGUUAAGAUGAGCAUUUUAAUACUAUUUAUGCCGCCCUUUUUUAAAUAUCAGUAAAUAACUUGACUAAUGUAUUAAAAAUAACCAAAUCUGGGAGCAUUUAAACCAGAAAAAUUAAAAUUUUCAUUCUGAAGAAAAAAAUAUUUAUUUAAAUGAAUAUAAAAUGCCCCCAUAAAUUCCAUGAGCUUGUCAUAGGCUCAGCUGAUCGCUAUAGAUUUUUUAAGUGGUGAAAGUCUGGCUACUAUUUAAAACGAAUGCUCUGUCAUUUAACCUUGUUUUCCUAUAUAGUUAAAUAAACUAAAGCUGAAUAUAUGUACAUACUGAGACGCGUUAGCUUGUACUUUAUCCUGUGUCAUAGAAGAUCAUUUAAAGUAAUUUAUGUUUGUAAAAAUCUUGCAAUAACUUGUCUGUAAAUAAGUUUAGCGCCAAAGAAGAUAAACUUUGUUUGGGGGAUUCGGCAAAAAGCUUCUACUUCUGGAGAUUCAUUUGUGGCAGGGAUGAAUGUGCUCAAUUUUGAGCAGCCGGGCGAAUGGUUUUUGAAAAUUCUUUGCCGAUGGACAAGCCAGCAAUUUACUUAAAAUCCUAUUAGAAAUUGUUAGAUAAACAUUUCCUAUACCUGCAAAGUUUCCGUGACUGCGACCUAUGAACUAUGAUAUUGUCCAAUUGAUAUUGCUAAAUUACGGUUCUUCCUUGACCCAUGAACUUUAUUUUUUGCCCCAUACGGGUACAAGGCAAAUAAUUGUACUUUAAUUAAGCAAGCUCUCCAUAUCUUUUGUUUUGAUAGUCGAACGACGCUCCAACAGAAAGUCCCCUCUUUUGCGCAGAAAUUAUUUUUUGAUUAUUGCCAAACGAUUCUUGACGCUAUGUUUUAACGUAGAUAAUAAAUUUAAUAAUUAAAGGUAUUAUAUGCAUUUAAAUUCAGUCUUAAUUUUCAACUUCAGCUCAAAUUCCAAUGUAGAAAUGCUUAGCUACACAAAUGAGGGAAGACGGCAAGAAGGAAUUACGUGAAGAUGUUUGGAUUUGUUACAUGUGAUACGCGAUUGAUUUCGGUUUUGCCCAUGUCAAUAGCAUGAAAGUAGGAAUUUGCAUUUGAGGUUGCGUAUUUUUAAUAAUGUUUAGAUUUUCUAUACUUUAGUAUUCCUGUAUUUUUUGCAAUGCGCAUCCCCCCUAUUCACACCCAUAACUUGGCACACAUAUUUGUAAAGAAUCUUAAAGCAUUUCUUGAGACGGUGUAUUUUACAUGUUAUUAAAUCGAUCGUUGGGCAAAUCUAUAGCAGAUUCAUGGAUGAUGUAUUUGUAGUUAAUUACCAAUAAUUAUUCUACAUCAAUCGUCGCAAAUGUGCAGGGUUAUGACAGGCAUUUACCCGUCAACCCGAUUGACGGCUAAUUUUGCUUGUCUUGUCUAUAUUUCAGUUUUUUACGGUUUCCUUUAUGAAACUUGCAAAAAAACGUGUUUUAAUGUGAUUAACAUAAUGACGUCAUACACGUUUCCUUAAUUUGAUCGUAUUUUUAGGUAUUUAACCGUAAAAUUAACUGCGAGUUGAGGAAAGAGGAAUUUUAAUAUUUAGGAUAACUAAUUCUGAAGAUUGAUCCCAAUGCCUUUAUGACAUGCGCGGGGGUCAACCAGUUCAAUUCCUCUGUUCUUCGUUGUCUCUAUAAUUAAAUGAGUUAUUCAUUGAUAGAAUAAUCGGUGGACACAAGUUUGGUUUGGUGGUUGUUAUGCUGAAUAAUAAAGGCAUGAUCAGGAAGCUGUUUAUGUUGCGAUUAAAAUUAAGUUUUGUGCCAAGAUCGCUUAUUAUGACACAUUAAUUGCCGCUGGUUUGUACCUUCCUUUUUGUGCUAUUGUUAAGUAUUGUGAAUGUUUGUGUGGGAGCCAUUAAACGUUAGAGAAUGGGAA